Molecule: messenger RNA, 1599 nt
Organism: Mucor velutinosus
Lineage: Eukaryota; Fungi; Mucoromycota; Mucoromycetes; Mucorales; Mucoraceae
Exons: 2
Coding region: 1-1599 (532 amino acids)
Biological process (GO): phospholipid biosynthetic process; inositol biosynthetic process
Cellular component (GO): cytoplasm
Molecular function (GO): inositol-3-phosphate synthase activity
Source: RefSeq, a predicted model, not a curated record
AUGGCUCCUCCCAACGCUGAUCUCUCUCACUCUUCCAACGCUGCUGCUACUUCCAGCGGCAGUGUCCCUUCUCCCUUGUUCAAGGUAAACUCUCCCAAUGUGCAAUACACUGACGAGCACAUCUUGUCCAAGUACUCUUACUUCAACACCUUGGUCACCAAGCAAGCUGAUGGUACCAUGAUUGCUGAACCUACUGAAACCGUCUACGAAUUCAAGACUGAACGCACUGUUCCUCGUGUUGGUAUGAUGAUGGUUGGUUGGGGUGGUAACAAUGGCUCUACUUUGACCGCUUCCAUCUUGGCUCACAAGAACAAGCUGACCUGGCGCACCAAGACUGGUGUCCAUAAGCCCAACUACUUUGGCUCUGUCACUCAAUCCUCUACUGUGCGUUUGGGUGUGGAUGCUGAGGGUACUGAUGUUUAUGUUCCUAUGAGCCAAAUGUUGCCCAUGGUCAACCCUACUGAUUUCGUCCUUGGUGGUUGGGAUAUUUCCAGCAAGAACUUGGCUGAAUCCAUGGACCGUGCCAAGGUAUUGGCCUAUGAUCUCCAACGUCAAGUUGCCGAUGAAAUGUCCAAGAUGACUCCUCUGCCUUCCAUCUACUACCCUGAUUUCAUUGCCGCCAAUCAAGAAGACCGUGCUGACAACUUGAUUCCCGGUAACGACAAGCGUGCUCAUGUCAACCACAUCCGUAAGGAUAUCCGUGAUUUCAAGGCUGCCAACAACCUUGACAAGGUCAUUGUCAUCUGGACUGCUAACACUGAACGUUUUGCUGAGCUCAUUGAUGGUGUCAAUGACACUGCUGACAACUUUUUGGCUGCUGUUGAGAACUCCCAUGAAGAAAUUGCUCCCUCUUCCAUCUUUGCUCUUGCUUGUAUCGAAGAAGGCUCUCCUUUCAUCAACGGUUCUCCUCAAAACACCUUUGUUCCUGGUUUGAUCCAAUUGGCUGAACGCCACAAGGCCUUCAUCGGUGGUGAUGACUUCAAGUCUGGCCAAACCAAGAUGAAGUCUGCCCUGGUUGAUUUCCUCGUCAAUGCUGGUAUUAAGCCUGUUGCUAUUACCUCUUACAACCACCUGGGUAACAACGAUGGUAAGAACUUGUCCUCUCAUCGCCAAUUCAGAUCCAAGGAGAUCUCCAAGUCUACUGUUGUCGAUGACAUGGUUGCUGCUAAUGAUUUGCUUUAUGCCAAGGAUGAACAUCCCGACCACACUGUUGUCAUCAAGUAUGUCCCCUCCGUUGGUGAUUCCAAGCGUGCUCUCGAUGAGUACGAGUGCGAUAUCUUUAUGGGUGGUCGCCAAUCCAUCAGCAUGUACAACAUCUGCGAAGAUUCCUUGUUGGCUUCUCCCCUCAUCAUUGAUUUGGUCGUCAUGACUGAAUUGAUGACUCGUUUGCAAUACAAGACGAUCGAUAUGCCCAAGUUUAGCUCUUUCCACAGUGUAUUGAGUAUCUUGAGUUACAUGUUGAAGGCUCCCAUGGUCUCUCCCGGUACUCCUGUUGUCAACGCUUUGAGCAAACAACGCACUGCUAUUGAGAACAUUUUCAGAGCUGCUGUUGGUCUCUCUGCCAACAAUGAAAUGGGCUUGGAACACAAGGUCUGGUAA